Molecule: messenger RNA, 2516 nt
Organism: Gadus chalcogrammus (walleye pollock)
Lineage: Eukaryota; Metazoa; Chordata; Actinopteri; Gadiformes; Gadidae
Product: MOB kinase activator 1A
Exons: 6
Coding region: 199-849 (216 amino acids)
Biological process (GO): positive regulation of protein phosphorylation; hippo signaling
Cellular component (GO): nucleus; cytoplasm
Molecular function (GO): protein kinase activator activity
Source: RefSeq, a predicted model, not a curated record
CGUGUCCCGCCGGCAGAGGACGCAAAUACGUGGCUUUGGGGUGGGCUCAGAGAGGAAGAGGCUGCGGUUUCGUUUAGCGACGGCUAACUACAUAGCAGUGUUGACAAGAAGUCCGCUCCGUGUAGUGUCUUACUAGUAUUAAAGUUUAACCAGACCGGUUCUUAAGUAUAGUCGUCCGCGUCUCCGCGCUACGCCAAGAUGAGCUUCUUGUUUGGCAGUCGCUCGUCCAAAACCUUCAAGCCCAAGAAGAACAUCCCAGAGGGCUCGCACCAGUACGAGCUGCUGAAACACGCCGAGGCCACGCUGGGCAGCGGGAACCUGCGGCAGGCCGUCAUGCUGCCGGAGGGGGAGGACCUUAACGAGUGGAUCGCCGUCAACACGGUGGAUUUUUUUAACCAGAUCAACAUGCUCUAUGGAACAAUCACAGAGUUCUGCAGUGAAACCAGCUGCUCUGUCAUGUCUGCUGGUCCUAGGUAUGAGUACCACUGGGCCGACGGCACCAACAUCAAGAAGCCCAUCAAGUGCUCGGCCCCGAAGUACAUCGACUACCUGAUGACCUGGGUCCAGGACCAGCUGGACGACGAGACCCUCUUCCCCUCCAAGAUCGGAGUCCCCUUCCCCAAGAACUUCAUGUCCGUUGCCAAGACGAUCCUGAAGCGUCUGUUCCGGGUUUACGCCCACAUCUACCACCAGCACUUCGACUCUGUGAUGCAGCUGCAGGAGGAGGCCCAUCUCAACACCUCCUUCAAGCAUUUCAUCUUCUUCGUCCAGGAGUUCAACCUUAUCGACCGGCGAGAGCUGGCUCCUCUUCAGGACCUGAUCGAGAAGCUGGGAUCCAAGGACAGAUGAACACACACACACACACACACACACACACACACACACACACACACACACACACACACACACACACACACACACACACACACACACACACACACACACACACACACCUGUUUAAUACAUAACCGACUAGCUCUUCUGCGUCUCCCGCCUGGCGCUACCUCUGUGACGUCUCCUAUGAUCUCUGUGCCUUUUUUUUUCAACCUUCUCGGCCUGUACCGUUGUAGUAUUGCCCCGUCUGUUCCUCUUACAUCUCUUGAUGUCCCCUCGUCGCGGAACCUUUAAGAGAUAUUUCCAUGUGUGUUGAACCAGCAGAGUAUGGGGCUGUUAGUUAAGGAUAACUUGUGGCUCACUAAUUGGUAGGAGGGACACGCUCAUCUGUGCUUUGGACCAAGGGAAUCGGGAGGUUAAAUCAAAAGCAGCAUUCUUAUUUCAGGAAACGUUGGUGUAUAGAGUUAUAGUUUUCAAAACCAUUUUACAUACUAUGAUUUUGUUCUUUUUUUUUUUACUUGAUAGUUAAACUAAUUAUGAUUUAUCAUUUUUAGAUUUAGCCAUUUGGGUGACCAAAUAAUCCAAUUGAAGAGUUUUAUAUAUUUGCUUGGUGAGUAUUUUCGUCAUUAGUGAUGGGGGAAGAUGGGUAAAAAAAUGUAUACAGGAGGUUUAAGAAACAAAUCAAACUGCUGUCUGCGAGGGCAGGAUACAACUCCCUCCCUGAGUGAGAUACAGUGGACCGUUUAUAAUUGUAAGGAGACAUGAAAAUGGAUAUAGCCUCAUUAGAUUCGUUUUUGGCUAUUUGAAUUUGGUCAUGCAAUAUUGAGUUUUUUGCACAUGUUUUUUUCUGCUUUAUUUUAUUUUUUACAUGGGGUUAUUGAAAUAUAACAUUAUUGUAAUUAGACGGUCACUUUCUACGCCUUAGAACCACUUUCUAAAACACGGAGUGAUGAAUUAGAUUAAAAGAUGUCCAUGUCGCCAAGUUGCAAAAACAUGCUAACAAAAAAAGAAGUAGCCUAGUGUUGUGUGAUGUCAUGUGAAUAUUUAGUUUACUGUCAUUUCAUUCAGUGACUUUCUGGGGUGCUGGUCAUUGAUGGUAUUCUGUCCCUACAAAUGCUGGAAAUGUAUGUAACCUUUUAUUUUUUAACACAAUCUCCCCUCAGGAAUUGAUCUAUUGAUUGUUCAAAAUGGCCGUUACACAUGCACACAACACAAACCUGUGGCGUAGAUUUAUGUCUGUCGUUGGUUCCCAAAGAUGUCUGUCAGUCCUGUCCCUCUCAAUGAUGUCUGAGAACAGCAGGUCUACUUGUGUGCCAUCUUGGCACAGACAAAUGCAAUUCCAAUUCCGCAAACACAUUGAAUGUUUUCUUUCCUUGGUUAAAGUUUGAGGGCGUUAUUCUGGGUACGGUUUAAGUCUCAACAAUAUAUUUGACAAUCAUGGGUCAUUUUACUAGUCAGGGAAUCAGAAUGUUUUCGUUCAAUUCUCAAGAGAUGAAACCAUGUGCCCCAAAAUGCAUAUUAUUGACCACAUUUUUUAAGAUGCAUGAUCCAACUUGCAUUAAUUAAGAUAUUAACAGUAUUGGUGAUACUUUUUUCCAACUACAAAUCCUCUAUUGGAUUUUUACCCAUUUGUUCCCUCAUGUGAAAAUUGGUUCUGUGACAUUUCAUUUUAAAAUAUUUUU